AUGGUGCUAAAAGUUUUCGAUCAGCGCUUUGCUACCCAGCUUAGAGAAGACGAAAAAGUCCAACCUUACAAAAUGGAUAUUGAAUUUGAUUAUCAUCGUUUUGUUCGCGAUGGCGGUGCUGAGGCGUUUAUUGACGGGCUUAAUACUCAUGAUGAGAUGGCUGAGGAAGAUGAAUCAUGGAAUACCCCCCAGGAAGAGGCAUACCUUCAUGAUUGUCUCUUGGAUCUCUACAAGACUGGAAUCCAGGUGUACAAUACGCUGAAGGACUUACAAGGGGAAGAAGUUCCAGGCCUAUUGGCGGCUGUUUUGGUAUCUGGCUUUGAUCCAGAUGUGCUAGAGCCAGUCACCCAAGGGUUUCCUGGGAUUCUUCUACAGCAUAUCCAAGGAUUUCUUUUGACUAAUCUUGCUGAUUAUUCUCCGAGGGAAAUCCGGCAAUCUAUAUGUGAUGAUAGUGUUAGGAUUCUCAAUCUUAUGGACGACCGGGGAAUUCUCAACAAGGAUGUUCAAACACGGAGUUUCAUCGUUAGUCUGGAUAAUGCGCAGCGAAAACAUUUUAAAGUGAUCAUGAUCGACUUUGCACUCUGCAACUCCCGCGCAGAUUAUGAAGACGAUCAGGAAUGGAGUGAGUUUAAGGCAAUACAGGAAGAACAAGAGGAGGCAAUUGGACGGGUCAUGCAAACGAGGCUGGAAGGCAGUUUUGUUUAUCGCGAAUCCUGCCGGUACAAGAAGCCGGCUAGUUAUUAUGAAUGA
Penicillium angulare is the source of this 750-nucleotide messenger RNA. RefSeq lists its product as uncharacterized. Lineage: Eukaryota; Fungi; Ascomycota; Eurotiomycetes; Eurotiales; Aspergillaceae. The transcript has a single exon. The record is from RefSeq and is a predicted model, not a curated record. The coding region runs from base 1 to 750 and encodes 249 amino acids.